Epinephelus moara (kelp grouper) is the source of this 1116-nucleotide messenger RNA. Its product is annotated as small cell adhesion glycoprotein homolog. The coding region runs from base 157 to 471 and encodes 104 amino acids. The record is from RefSeq and is a predicted model, not a curated record. The transcript is spliced from 4 exons. Lineage: Eukaryota; Metazoa; Chordata; Actinopteri; Perciformes; Serranidae.
UGGCCGGAAGGGGAACAGAUCUCGACCCUGGGGACUGACACCACACCCAUCUGUGUGUGGGUGUGUGUGUGUGUGUUUGAGCUGCGUGUGUGUUGCUCAGCAUAUGCUCUGUUGUGUUUCUUCUUCUUGUUCUGCUCUGACCUGGUAGACGUCGCCAUGGACGGUCACACGACUCCAGCCCCUGGGACCCUCCCUCUUUCUACCAAAGCUGUGACUAAGAUGGUGACAAAUGGCACCGACACUGACGAUGGAGAUUUGGCAGCUUUAAUCGGAGGGAUCGUCGGCUCCGUGCUGCUGCUCCUCAUCUGCAUCAUAGCCGUGCUGCUGUGGUGUAUGUCCAGGCAAAAAGGCUCAUACGUCACCAACGAGACGGACGGCGACGACGAGGUGGACGACGACGACAAUCGGUCCGUGGGCUCUGAUGCGGAGCUCCAAUGCAAAGAACCUCUGAAGACCAAAGAGGACGAAUAAAGACAGAAGCAAGGAAACUUUUACUGGAGUCGUCGAGGACUAAAGAGCUUUUGUGUUUGCGGGAAAUCAUUUUUCAAUAGUAGCUGAUUUCCUAAAGCACAAAGCGGGUUUGCACGUUGCUGCCACCAAAUGGCUGCAAGACAAAACUGACAAGUGACUCUUCACUUGGCGGCCAUUUUAUUGCAGUGACGUUAUUGGAUGAAGUUUGGGCGUCAGUUGAUGAAUGAAAGUCACAACAUGUUUCAAUGUGAUUUUAUUUCUAAUGUCAAUAUUUACUCUUGUUAACGUGACGAUGUUUCCGGAGAAAUAUCUAAUUAGACAUAAAACCAUGCAGCUCAGUCUCCUGAAGAAGUGUUGGCGUUGUACGUUUCUGCCAACCAUGAAUACGUCACAUUUGCAAGUUUCGUAUGUGUCAUAUCAUCAUUCCAAAGUCAAGUACCUGGCUUUGUCAUCAGGAAGUGGAGAUGGCGGAUGGCGUGUCACCUACAGGACAUGCUUACCAAGCUGCAGACCCCUGUUUGAGACCACAAACGUGGGUGUUUUGUGGCAACCUAUUGCUGUACAUGAAAAGUGGUUGUUUCCAGGGGGUAUAGUGUCUCCGAAAGCGGGUAUAUGAAGCUAAAACACGACCAUUUUUAAACUCUU